Aedes aegypti (yellow fever mosquito) is the source of this 851-nucleotide messenger RNA. RefSeq names its product glutathione S-transferase 1-like. Bases 133 to 798 code for a protein of 221 amino acids. Gene Ontology annotation, biological process: glutathione metabolic process. The transcript is spliced from 3 exons. The record is from RefSeq and is a predicted model, not a curated record. Lineage: Eukaryota; Metazoa; Arthropoda; Insecta; Diptera; Culicidae. Gene Ontology annotation, molecular function: glutathione transferase activity.
UGAGCUGGUAAUAUGAGUAACAGACUCAAACGUACAUAAAUGAAGCUUCAAGCAUUCAAAUCAAUUUAAUUGGAUACUUAUCUCCUACCUAUCCAUUUGGUUGAAUCUAACUUACUCGGAAAUAAAACGACAAUGACCAAACCAAUUGUAUACACGCUCUACUUAAGUCCACCUUCGCGAGCUGUGGAUCUCUGUGCGGUAGCGCUGGGAAUCGAAUUGGAACGCAAAGUUAUGAAUCUGCUAGAGAGGGAACAUUUGGACCCGAAAUUUCUCAAGAUGAAUCCUCAACAUACGAUUCCGGUGCUGGAUGAUGGUGGGAUAAUUGUUCGUGAUAGCCAUGCCAUCAUGAUCUAUUUGGUAUCCAAGUAUGGGAAGGACGAUAGUUUGUACCCGAAGGAUUUGGCUGAACAGGCGAAAGUUAAUGCUGCCUUAUACUUUGAUUGUGGAGUCCUGUUCGCUCGUUUGCGGUUCAUUACUGAACAAAUUCUGAUGGGAGGAAGUGAAAUUCCGGCGGAAAAGGCUGCUUACGUGGAGUCGGCUUACCAACUGCUGGAAGAUGCCCUGACCGAUGACUUCAUCGCAGGAAACUCUCUGACUAUCGCAGAUCUUAGCUGCGGGUCCACUGUCUCCACCGCGAUGGGAUUAAUUCCGAUGGACCGGGACAAAUAUCCGAAGAUCUACGCUUGGUUGAACCGCUUGAAGGCACUGCCCUACUUCGAAGAAUUGAACGACCAAGGGGCUGUGGAGUUACCGGCUAUUAUGAAAAACCUCAUGGAGACCAAUGCUCGCAAGGCUUGAGUUGAACUCUAAUCAAACUAAUAAAAGCUAGUAAUUCACAGUGGUUGAUUUUA